AUAUUUGCAGCAGGGCAGGCGGCGGGGCCAGAGACUGACGGCACAACAAAGGAGUCGCUUGCCUUUUAAAGGUGUUUGGAGUGGCAGCGACCCUCUCUGCCCCCCAGCCCAGCAAAAUGCCUUUCUUGGGCAAGGACUGGAGGUCGCCAGGAUGGAGCUGGACGAAGACGGAGCACGGCUGGAAGAGGAUGGUCUUCUUUGGACACGAGUUGGAGGACAACAACAGAGAGAUAGACUUGAAAGAGCUCUGCAGCGACAACAAUGACAAUCUGUUUGUCGGGGAUGUGUGUGAGCUCGCCACCACAAAGAGGAAAAAGGACUUCUACAACAACAACACCAAGUCCCAGUUUGUUUUCAGGGAUAAAUGGAUCUACGUGCAGAAAGGGAGCACAAAAGAACGACAUGGAUACUGCACACUUGGCGAAGCGCUCAACCGUCUGGACUUUUCCAGCGCCAUUCAGGACUUGAGACGAUUCAACUAUGUUGCAAAGCUUUUUCAGCUCAUAGCCAGGUCUCAGCUGACUUCUUUGAGUGGAGCUGCCCAGAAAAACUAUUUCAACAUACUGGAAAAGAUUGUACGAAAGGUUCUGGAGGACCACUACAACCCACGCCUUGUCAAGGAGCUUCUGCAGGACUUGAGCUCCACACUGCACAGUCUGACCAUCCACGUUGGCAGAUGUGUCCUCGUGGGCAACGUCAACAUCUGGCUGUGUCGUCUGGAGACCAUUGUUAAAUGGCAGCAGGAGCUGAACAACAUGCAGAUCCCCAAGCAAAUGUGCGCCGGCAUGUCGCUCAGUGACUUGCCUCUGCACAUGCAGAACAAGAUCCUCUUCAAGCUGUCUGACGCCUGCGACAUCAUCAACCUGGGACAGGCCACGCCCACGUUGCACAUCCUCAGCGAGAACAGGACGCUGUGGAAGAAACUCUGCCACUUUCACUUCCAAGACAAACCGUUUUCUAAUAAUCUGGUGUUAACCAAGAGUGACAACGUGGACUGGAAGCUCAUGUACUUCAACCUGAAGAAGCACUACCCCAUGAAGGAGCAGUACGGCGACACGCUGCACUUCUGCAAACACUGUAGCAUCCUCUUCUGGAAGGACUUUGGCCACCCGUGCACAGCCAACGAUCCAGACAGCUGCCUGAUGCCCAUCUCUCCGCAGCACUUUAUCGACCUCUUCAAGUUCUAAACCCUCCACGUUGCUCUUCAACCUGAAGCACCGGGAGCGUUUACGAGACCUCGAUGUCGUUUACCCAAAUACAAAGGGCUUCAACUGAAAGAAGUGGCGUUUUUAAUGUCUUUUACUUCCAUGCGCACAAAUAUUUCCAUAAGACGUGGGAAAGAUUACAUGUUUGUGUUUGUCGAUUUUAAGAAUGUGGGAGAAAUAUAAAAGAAACUCUGUUUUUCCUCCUUCUGCACAAAUAUUUGUCUUCAUGACAGGAAAAGGCUCCUCCAGACAGAGGGACUAAAUAGUAUUAUGUAAAUGCAAUAUGAGUAUUUUGAAAGGGUUUCUGUGUAAAACAAGUGUUAGCAUGUUUACGGUGGUAGGUUGUGAACUACAGAGGUUACGGCGAGGCAGAGAAAGACGACUCGUGUUACUUAUUUAAUGGAGUUUAAACUGCUUCUUGCUCUGUUUUCGUUUCGGUGGCAUUUUUCUGCAAUAACUGCAUGUCAUGUUUGAGUCUCUGUUUACGUACUGGAUGUCGUCCUUUGUGAACUCCCGCUCGGCUCUGUGUGCAUUGGAAGCGUCAAAACUAAACAGAAAAAAAAGAAGUUACGUAAAGCCUCCACGAGCUGUACAUGUUUUUCUACUUUUGUCAGAACUGUAAAGCGACAGACGGAGGAGAUGUAAAACAUUUAUGGGACAGAAAAACAACAAAUUUUGUAUCCUUCCUCCAACUUUUGUAAUAUUCCUUUACUAUUCCAAUACUCUUGAUGGUACGAUCAUGAAUUUUAUGGGGCAGGGACUAGAUAUAUAAUGAUUAAAUAUUUCUAAAAACCUG
This is a messenger RNA of Stegastes partitus (bicolor damselfish), 2001 nucleotides long. It is a transcript of the gene fbxo25, whose product is annotated as F-box protein 25. Gene Ontology annotation, molecular function: protein binding. The transcript has 10 exons. Bases 117 to 1187 code for a protein of 356 amino acids. Gene Ontology annotation, cellular component: nucleus; cytoplasm; SCF ubiquitin ligase complex. Lineage: Eukaryota; Metazoa; Chordata; Actinopteri; Pomacentridae. Gene Ontology annotation, biological process: protein ubiquitination. The record is from RefSeq and is a predicted model, not a curated record.